UGGCAACAAUCCUUGACAGCUGUUUACUCAAGUGGCAUGAUAGGAAGGAUGUUAAUCCACUCAGCAUGAGCAUCAGCAACUAGAGCACCUAAGGAGAAGAAGACAUGGGCUUGUUGUCCAUCCUUCGGAGACUGAAGCAGUCUCCGGACCAUGAGGUGCGCCUACUGCUGCUCGGAUUGGACAACGCUGGCAAAACCACCCUGCUGAAGCAGCUGGCUGCUGAAGACAUCAGCCACAUCACUCCAACGCAAGGAUUUAACAUAAAGAGCGUGCAAGCUUCUGGCUUCAAGCUGAACGUUUGGGACAUUGGAGGGCAGCGCAAGAUCCGUCCUUACUGGAGAAGUUACUUUGACAACACAGAUGUGCUGAUCUAUGUCAUUGACAGCUCAGACAGGAAAAGGUUGGACGAGACAAGUUUGGAGCUCGCCGACUUGCUGGAGGAGGAGAAGCUCGCUGGCGUGCCGCUGCUAAUCUUUGCCAACAAACAGGACUUAAUGACGGCCUCUCCUGCAUCCGUGCUGGCGGAGAGUCUCAACCUGCACACCAUCAGAGAUCGCAUGUGGCAGGUGCAGGCUUGCUCAGCACUCACCGCAGAGGGAGUGCAGGAUGGCAUGACAUGGGUGUGCAGAAACAUAAAAUUUCGGAAGAAAUAAUUCCGCCACCAAAGACAUUUUUCAGCGGUAACACAUUUUUAUUUCUUUUAUUUUAGUUUUUCCUACAGUCAGAGAAGUGAUUGACUUGAUAUAUCCUUUUAUAGUUUUUUUUAAAUUACUGCCCUCUUUUGAUCUCUGCAAAAUCUGUAUUAGUCUGUAAAUAAUCAGUUUUUAUUUAUUUGUUUGUUUAUUGUUUUUUCAAAUAUUCUCUUUAUGGAGUUGAAAAAAAAUUGUUCAGGAGUUCUGCAGAUAUAUCUUAUGAACGCUAGAGGGCGACCUUAUGCCAAUUUCUUUUCGUCACAUCUUAACAAUCAAUUCUCAUCCUCUAACCAGCAUAGUGGUUGUUUCCUUUCACUUGUUCUGUUCAUAAUCGUCCUCCAAAAGAGACCAUUAAAACAAAAACACACCUUCCCUAUUACUGUUAGAUGGAUUUUAAGUCACAGACUCACAGAGGAGGCCCAAUCAGCAGUAAUCAACAGGACCUUAUGUGUUUUGCUCAUUCCUAUUCUGAAAUUCUGCCUUACAGAAAAUUCAAAAGUCACCAAAAACCAAGAACCACACUAAAAAGAAGCAGUCAUUCUCUCUUGUAUUUUGUAAUGAACCUCAAACACCUUGUUCAUCCAGCUGGUUUGAUUUCCACCAUGUUCAUCACGAUUUUACCAGAAAAUCGUUUUGUUUUGUAGUUUUUUGUGCUACAUUUGCUAAAAAUGCUCCUAAUCUGAACUGGAUGGAUGCACCACUGUGAUCAAAGAGGGCAUUUACAUACAGACCUUUUCCAGGACUAAUAGUUCUCCAAUACAAUUUGCAUUUAUAUAGUCCCCUUCAUACCAACAUGAUUUGGCACCUUUGCCCAUGAUAAAAAUAAACCUCCUUCUUUGGCCUUGACUGACUGCCCUGCUGCUGCUGCUGUUGCUGCUGUGUGUGCAUUUGUGUGUUCCUCCUACUCUGCAUGUGUAAGGUUGGCUGAUUUUAAUAUAUCAGAGCUGCCCGGUCCUCUGAUGGAGCCUGGAAUGAGUGCAGAACCACUCAGAACUGGCAUCAUGGUGGUUUAAGGCGCCACAGGGAGUUUGCGGUUUUAGUUUCUGCAUACGCGUUCCUGCUUUAGCAUUUUUGUUUGUGUUGUGUUUGGGAAAACUCAAACGUGAGACUCAAAUUUCAAAAGAGAUAGAUAAAUAGUUGAAUACUUUUGUAGUUUUUCUUUUUUCUUUUUUAAUUAAACGAGCUGUUUUAUGCCAUAACGUUUUUUUUUCUCAAGAAAAUAAUGUUAAAAAAUGAAAUUUUAAUUCAAGUAAGAUAUUAUUAGAUUCCAAUGCUAAAUGAUCAUAUCAAAUAAAACACUGUAUCUUCACUUGUUUCAAUUUCUGCAUGACGCAGGCUGAUUAAUCUGUUCCCAUUUCUUUAAAAUGGAAUAGAAAUCAGAAGGCAAAUGCUGUGAAACGCUCUUAAACUCAAAUGAAUAAAAGUGCAAUUGCCAAACAGAGGAGUGAAUUGGAGCAACCAGUCCUAGUUACCUCUAGCUCUAUCAUCAAAGAGGCAGUCAGGCCUGCAUAAGGCCAUAAAUCACAGGAUUUUCCCAGCCUCUCAGGCCAACCAGUCCCACUUCCACGCAGGAGAAGCCAAGAGCACUGAGUCUGAUUGACUCACGCGGACAACAUGACCGAGGGACAGAGAUUAUGUGCGUAAUUAAAGGUCUUUUUUUAUUUCAGAAUGAGGUCGGUGACUUUUAAAGAACCAGCAAACCACAAAGCGAGUGUCAAAAAAAAGUUAAAUGCAGUAAAAGUGUAAGAGAUUAAAAAUGUCACUAUUGUCUAUUGGUAUGAUAACUAAAUGCUGUAUGUUAAUAAAUAAUAUUGUUUUCCAAAAUCACAUUGUUUGUUUUUUGUAAAGAAAUACAUUUAAGCAGUCAGAAAAAGCCUUAUUAAACAGAUAUAUCACACUGUGUGCACCUAAAAAGAACACAAUUUCAAACUUCUGCAUGACAUUUUCAAUAUAUAUCAAAUGUUUUGUGUUGUUGUUUUAGUCCAAUGCAUUGACUACCAACUUUUUUUUUUUAAUUCUUGUAAAUUUUAAUGUAUAAAUUGCAAGGAAUUUGUUUUUUGCACUCAUUAAACAUUAUUUCUUGAUUGAACCCUGCAGACAUUUUGAACUGAUUUGAAAAGUUUUUUUUGUCCGAAUGAUUAAACAAUGUGACAGUAGCAACAAAGAUGUUAAAAUAUUGAAUCUUUUUUUGUCCCAUGAUGGCUCUAUUAUGCUGGUAAAUAUUUUUCUGCUAUUUACUGUCAAAACAGACAAAUAUGUAUCUGUUUAAAUCAGCGUAUUAAAGCGGAUAAUGCAGCUAGCCAAAUAAAGCUAAUGAAGAAUGAAGCCCUGUUAUGGUUGAUUGAUAAGAGAUCAACAGUGUUUACAACAAAACAAGAACAUUGGACCAGGCAAGCUUUUAGGAAUCAAACAUACCGUAGAUUUAAAAAAAAUGGAAACAUAUUUUAUGUGUGUCUAUAAAAAAUGCAGUAUAAUUCAUUUUAAAUUGUUCACGAGACAGACCACUACUUUUAUUAAUCAUCGCAGUUUCAUUUUAUACAUGGGAUGAGGAACUGCAUUAUAUGCAUUUACCUUGACUAAGCAAAGAAAAAGGUUCCAGUGACAAAACUAUCGAAUUGUUCUCAUUACUAACUAAUAAAAUAACUUUUUUUUUAACAUUCCUGGUGUCCACACUUCACAUACAUAAAAUCAGCUAUUUUUCUUUCCUUCAGUGAAAUGUGAUGCAUUUUCUUUAUCUAAUAAUGAUUUUGUUUAUUGAUUUAAUAAUGAAAAACCGUUGUGUGAAUCUUCAAAAUUAGUUUUUUGACCGGUGGCGCUUGUUCCCAUGUGUGUCAUAGUGUCACGGCGACAAAUCAAUGUUUGAAAAAAAAAAGUAAUAUUCAUAUUGGCUCCUUCACAUUUCAUUUUGG
Molecule: messenger RNA, 3601 nt
Organism: Oryzias latipes (Japanese medaka)
Lineage: Eukaryota; Metazoa; Chordata; Actinopteri; Beloniformes; Adrianichthyidae
Product: ADP-ribosylation factor-like protein 3
Molecular function (GO): GTP binding; GTPase activity
Source: RefSeq, a predicted model, not a curated record